Messenger RNA from Paramecium octaurelia, 1509 nucleotides. The record is from the annotation of a GenBank genome assembly. NCBI's taxonomy places the organism in Eukaryota, Ciliophora, Oligohymenophorea, Peniculida, Parameciidae.
AUUAAUUAUGAGCAGAUAUCCAUAAGUCUUUUUAGACUUUCAAAUAGGUACUUAGGCAGCUGGUAGAGUUAUCUUUGAAUUGUUCAAUGAUGUGACAUCCAAAACGGCAGAAAACUUCAGAGGUCUAUGUACAGGUGAAUAUGGUAAUGUGGGAAUGGCAAAAAAAUCGAAAAAAUUGCAUUAUUUAAAUACAAAUGUCUUUAGAAUAGCAGAUAAUAUGUUGAUUCAAGGCGGCGACAUUAUAAACAAUGAUGGAACUUAAGUAUAAUCAUUUAAAAAUUUUAGGGUGCUUCUAUAUAUGGUUAAACCUUUGUGGACGAGAAUUUUUCAAGAAGACAUGCAUGUGCAGGUUUGUUAUCUAUGGCAAACAGAGGAAGAAAUACAAAUAAUUCUCAGUUUUUUAUUACUUUAAAACCAUGUCCCCAUUUAGAUGGAAAACAUGUUGUAUUUGGAUAGGUGAUUGAUGGCAUCGAAGUAAUCAAAAGAGUAGGUCAGGUGCCUGUAGAUAUGUAAGAUAGACCAAAAAUUCCAGUGAUUAUUAUCAAUUGCGGAGAGGUCUCGGAAUCUAAGAAUUGGUUGAUUUGCGAUCCUUUUAAAAAGGAGAUUAUGGAUGAAAUCCAUAGAGAUAGAUUAAAGGCAUUAUAUGGAUAAGAAUAUUUGGAUGAGUUGGAUAAGGAGGAAGAAUAAAAACUAUAAGCAUUGAAUCCUGAAAAGUAUAAGUAAUAAGGUCAAGAAAGUGAAGAAGAAAAGAACAAUUAAUUGUUGGUUGAUGAGCUAUUAAGGAAAACAACAGAAGAUUAGCAGUAAGAACAUGAUUCAUAAGAAUAAUUAGACUAAUUUGAAGGGAAAUAAUUUAUAAAAUAUAAAGAAAAGUUUUUGGAAUAGAUAAAGAAAAUCUAACAGUCUAAAGUAUUAAAUGACAAGGCAGUUUUAAACGAGGAAAGGUAAAAUACUGAUGCUUAAUAUGAUAAAAACUUAAGAAAAGGAAAAUAUCUUAUUAAAAAGGAAGCAGAGAAAUAAGAACUUAAAUUCAAAUAAAUAGAUGAGGAUAAGGAUUAUUUGAAUAGAAUGACUGUUAAACAUGAUGAAGAAUAAGAAAAAAAAAAAGAAUAUUUUGGAUGGGAUGUAUUUAACGAGGAUGCUAAAUAUAAUGCUUAUAAGAAAAGAUGCACCACUUUAGCAAAAAAUGAAGGAAAGUAUAAGCAAUAAAUGGGUAUUUAAUUGUUAUUAAUUCUUAGAAAGCAAUUAGGAGUUUGUACCUACUAAUGAAGCUUUGGAGAGACUGAGUGCUGAUAUAGCAAAUUAAUAAGAGAGGAGAAAAGAGUUUUCAAGAAGAAGGAGAUUCAAUGAAGAUCAACCAGUGACAUAUAUCAAUGAUAGAAAUAGGAUCUUUAAUAAAAAAUUAGAGAGAUUCUUUGGAGAUUAUGCUGCAGAUAUUAAAGCCAAUUUAGAAAGAGGAACUGCAUCUUGAUUAAAUUAUAUAUUUCAAUACCAAUAAGAGUAAUAAAU